UAGACGUAAUAGAUCCUAACAUACCAUAAUAACAAUGGAUAAUAUUGUUAUUAAGCAAUUAGCACCAUGUGCGGAACGUAUAAAGCAAAUGUGCCGAGAAUACCUAACGAAGGUUACAAAUUUGGCAAUCGCAACUGGAUAUAUUCCACCGAAUCGCAAACCUAACCGAGUAGAUCUUAAAAAGGCACUACUUGAUGCUACCAAAGGCAAAUCUAUCACCAGUUUCAUAAAGUUCAUGGAUUCUCAAGACAAACGGCAUUUAUUGACGAUGAUACACAUGGAAUGCCCAGUAACAUGUCCAAGUAAAAAUAUCAUGCUACCACCGGUUGAGUCCAUGCCAAGAAAUGUUAUGAGAUCAGCGAAAAAACUACGUAAUUUUUUCGGAGUACCGGAGGCGCAGAUAUGCCGGGGUUGUGUCAAAAGAGUUCGGUGCAGGAAAUAUCAGCAGAUCGAGCGAGAUUUACCUGAUUUGAGUGAUAUAGCUGCAAUUUUAAUCGGAGUUUAUUCGAUUUGUAAGCUAAAUUUAAAAGAGUCACCACUGGUGGUUGCCCAAUCAUCCCUGAAGGAACUGGAUUCAGUUAUUGCUAUUACAGGCACCUUGAUGUCUUAUAUACAGUCUAUAUUAACUAAACCAGAUCCCGUAACUUUAGAGGAGAAGGAGCGCAACCGGCUUUUGCAAAAACACAGGAAAUUGGUUGAGUUGAAACAAUUGGAGAUUCUUAAAGAAAAGGCUUUCAACCUGCCUAAACAUUUCAACGUUACACCUGCGGAAUACACCUACAUGACUAGCUUCCAACGAGACAUGUACAAGAAGCUUUCUAAACCACUUAACAAGCGUAAUGAAGAUGAUGAUAUCUGGGUGCUAGAUCGUGGAGAUACCACCCUUUCGGAUGAUCCAGAUGAUACAUUCAAAGGCCUUUCCAAGUUGAAUGAUGCUCACUUAUACACUCUUCCUAAGUCGAUCACAGCUGAUCCCGUUGAUCCAAAACAUGUAGAACAAUUGCAUCCUGGUACUGUCCAAUUUAGAAUGAACUAUGAUACUCCCAUGGGUGGGGAUUUAGAUAUUGUACGCUAUGACAUAAAACAAGACUCAUUCAUACAAGGAGUCAAGGUAAACGCUAAAGGAAAAGUAGUAAUUGAUCUGGAAAAGCACGUAACCUCACCCAACCCACAUAUCGAUAUCGCAAAAGGCUUGGAAGCCUAUCGCCCUAUAUCAGAAAACGUAGCAUCUAGAUACCAAUCACUUGUAAAGAGCCUAGAAACCGAUUCUAUGCGGUUACCAUUCCUGAAACAUGUAAACUAUGACUUCGGAAGUCAAAGUUCUGGUGGCAUAGACCAACCCAACGAUAAAAAUUCUACCAAUGAAGCUAGUCACCUGGAAGAUUUGAUCACGGCGUUACACUCAUAAAAGUCGAUAAUUCGAAGUAGCCUAAUGUUGUGCAACGAUACUU
Molecule: messenger RNA, 1451 nt
Organism: Babesia bovis T2Bo
Lineage: Eukaryota; Apicomplexa; Aconoidasida; Piroplasmida; Babesiidae
Exons: 5
Coding region: 35-1408 (457 amino acids)
Source: RefSeq, a predicted model, not a curated record